CGUUUCAUUCAUUCUCACUCUCAAAAAUCUCUCUCCUCUCUCAAUUCUCUCCUCAUCACAUUGCAAGCACCCCACCACACACUCCUUCGUUAAUUCAUCAACAAAAGAAAAAAAAAACCAAUCUCUGUUCACUUUUGUUUCAUCCCAAAGCUCUUAACUUUUCCUUUCAUCCAGAAGCGUUGAAACUCUCUCUUUCUCUCUCUCUCUCCCCCUUUCUCCCUCUGCAUUUCUCUUUCCACCGAUGGUGCUGAUUGAGUCUCAGGAAUCGUUGGUGUCUCUGAUACGUAAUCACCAUCUCUUCCCUUUCUCUCUUAAUCGAUCGGUGGCGAUCGUAAUGCCACUAAUCGCAAACUUAUUGAGCAUGUGAAUUUUGUUCUGGAUUCUCUGUUUUUUUUUCCUCUUUAUUCCGUUUUUCCCCCAAUUUUUGGUUGCGUAUUCAGGGCAACUGCACUUGUCAAAUUUGGUUACUCUGAUCUUUGAACAACACACCUAAAAAAGAAGAAUAGUUAUAAAAAGAAAAGAUUUUUACGCUUACCGAUGAAUAAUUGAUUGAAACAAAUUGGUUCUAAUUUGCAAGUCCCCUGUUUCUGGGUUUUUGCUAGCUAUGGAGGGAGAUUAUGAUAUGUUCCUUCGUUUUGAUUGCUAUGAUCUCACUUUGAUGAAUCAUGAUGAGUUCACGUGAAGGAGGGGUUUCACAAAUUUGGUUGCAAAUUUGUAAAUUUUCCUUUUACUUUUUGUUUUGGAAUAUACCUUUCAUUAAGGGGAAUGAUUACUGUUACUUCUCCUCAAAGUUUUCGUCUUUCAAUUCAGCUUCACAUAUACAUCCCCUUAUUUAAUGCUUUUUCUCUUCACCUGAGUCAUCUAAAAUCCGAAUCAUCUGUUUCAUGAAAUGAUCGGUGAUGAUUUUAUUACCUUUUUUAUUUUUUCAAUUAAUUUUUUUGAAGUGAUUUUCUGUGUUUCUGAUCAUAGGAGAUAAAAAAACCAGUUUCAUGAUUCUAAGUGUCUAAACCAAUUGCAUGGCCUCUGGUGCUUGUAAUUGAUAGUGUUUUUACCAAAUGGAAGUAGUUGGUCCUAUGAUUCAGAAUUUUUCUUUUUUUGUUUUUUUUUUUUGUUUCUUAAACUGUGUCACAUAAUGAGUUUAUGCAAGUAUGUUUUUUCUUUGUAGGUUUGAGACCUGAGAUUUGCUAGUCAAUUAUAUUUUUGAGAAGUUUAGAUCAUUUCCACUGCAAAAAGUUUGGGCACUGCAAAAGGUUUCUUGGCAGUGCCCAAUGGAUGCCACAACAAGCGGAACCCCAACUAUACAAUACCAUCAUAACAUCCCUGACCAGCCAAUCACAACUGCCAUUGUUGUUGCCACACCAAUUCCAACAUUUCAAAGGCAGCAACGCCAUUGCUUCGGGGACGCGUCCCCGGGGGAGUUUCCCUUGUCUGCUAACCCCUCCAUUGUCCUUCAUGUCCUCACAGCAUGUAAUUUGGACCCUCAAGACCUUGCCAAACUAGAGGCAACAUGCUCUUUCUUCAGGCAGCCAGCAAACUUUGCCCCUGAUUUCGAUUUGUCCUUGUCGGAGAUUGCUGCGCUGGACAUGUGUCAAAAGAGGGCCAUAUUUAAGCCAAUGUCCACAGAACAAAGGGAAGAUUUGAAGCGAAGAUGUGGAGGCUCAUGGAAGUUGGUGCUGAGGUAUUUGCAAGCCGGAGAAGCAUGUUGCCGGAGGGAGAAGUCACAGGCAAUAGCAGGUCCUGGUCAUAGCAUUGCUGUGACGUCAAAUGGAGUUGUUUAUUCAUUCGGUUCCAACAGUUCAGGACAACUAGGGCAUGGCACCACUGAGGAGGAAUGGCGGCCUCGGCCGAUAAGAACCUUGCAAGGCAUUCGAAUUAUACAAGCUGCUGCUGGUGCUGGGAGGACCAUGUUGAUAAGCGAUUUGGGGCAAGUUUAUGCAUGUGGCAAAGAUUCUUUUGGGGAAGCCGAGUAUGGAGGUCAAGGGUCUAAAAUGGUUACAGCUCCACAAUUAGUAGAGUCUUUAAGAAACAUAUUUGUUGUACAGGCUGCAAUUGGGAAUUUUUUCACAGCUGUGUUAUCAAGAGAAGGAAGGGUUUAUACAUUUUCUUGGGGUAGUGAUGGAAAACUUGGACACCACACCGAUCAAAGUGAUGUGGAACCCCAUCCUUUAUUAGGAGCUCUGGAAGAUAUUCCAGUGGUGCAAAUUGCUGCUGGAUAUUGCUACCUUCUUUGUCUGGCUUGUCAACCUAGUGGAAUGUCUGUAUACUCAGUUGGUUGUGGCCUGGGAGGCAAGCUUGGACACGGUUCAAGAACUGAUGAGAAGUACCCUCGUUUGAUCGAACAGUUCCAGUUGUUAAACCUUCAACCAAUGGUGGUUGCUGCUGGUGCAUGGCAUGCUGCUGUUGUAGGACGGGAUGGCCGAGUGUGCACAUGGGGAUGGGGCCGUUAUGGUUGCUUGGGGCAUGGGAAUGAAGAAUGUGAAUCAGCACCUAAGGUUGUGGAAGCAUUGAGUAAUGUCAAAGCUGUUCAUGUUGCAACGGGAGAUUACACAACCUUUGUAGUGUCUGAUGAUGGUGAUGUGUAUUCAUUUGGCUGUGGGGAAUCUGCUAGUCUUGGACACAAUGCUGGAAUCGACGAACAGGGCAACAGACAUGCAAAUGUGUUGAGUCCGGAGCUCGUAACAUCGCUGAAACAGAUCAAUGAAAGGGUGGUACAAAUUAGCUUGACGAAUUCCAUAUAUUGGAAUGCUCACACCUUUGCCCUAACCGAAUCUGGAAAGCUGUACGCAUUUGGGGCCGGAGACAAAGGACAGCUAGGAAUUGAGCUUGUUGCAAACCAAACCGAAAGGGGAAAUCCAGAAAGGGUCGACAUCGAUCUUGGUUAAAUUGUUUGUGCCUGCACCACUAGCUUUCAAAUUCUUUUGAAUCAUGCCAUUCUCUAAUUUAUGGUAACCAUGCACAGGUUUAGUGUUUUAAGUUUCAGUUUCUACUUUGUAAAUAUAAUCAAAGAAUGCACUCAGAAGGUCCAAAGUAGGUAAACAACUAACAAGGGCCUUUAACUUAUGUUUUAUGGGUUGUUGAUAUUUCUCGUAGGAUUGUUCUGCACGUUGAUAGAUGAUACAUUUGUGAAGGUUUAUUUUCAGUGUUAGUUGUUGUCUUCAAUUGUUUCUCA
Molecule: messenger RNA, 3169 nt
Organism: Arachis stenosperma
Lineage: Eukaryota; Viridiplantae; Streptophyta; Magnoliopsida; Fabales; Fabaceae
Product: ultraviolet-B receptor UVR8-like
Exons: 6
Coding region: 1269-2882 (537 amino acids)
Source: RefSeq, a predicted model, not a curated record